AACUUGUGUCGUGGUAUUCUUGACAACCAAAUAUAUAACCUUGGAAUAUGCAACAGAAUCACAACCAGACAACUCAACGGCACAAAUUUCGCUUCAAUGUUUCCUGACCAUGUCUACGAUGUUGAGGAGCUUUCCCCGGAUGAUCGUACCCUGUUUGCGCAGAAAUACCGGGAAUAUCUCCGCCGUAUUGCGCAAGCAGCAAUAUGGACCACCUACAUCUACUUUGCAGUGCGGUUGUUUUUCAUCUUGACAACUCUGGACAGAACAUGGAAGAUGUGGAUAAUGCUUGGCGUUGAGGGUCUAUUUGGUCACAUGUCCCUGAACCACCAACGCCUGUCCUUAGCCGCAACAACAAGGCCCCCGCAGCGGACACCCCGCAAGAGACUACGCAGCAAUGAGAACCUGCCCAGAGUUGAUGUGUUAGUAACAUGCUGCGGAGAACCAGUCGAAAUCAUCUUGGAUACAGUCCGAGCAGCAUGUGCUUUAGACUACCCAGCUUCGCGAUUUCGAGUCCGGCUUCUGGACGACGGGGGAUCAAUUGAGCUGCGAAACGCGAUUAUGAAGCUCAACACGAAGUGGACCCACCUGUCCUAUCAUACCCGCGGCAAGCAAUCUGGGAAAUCCUUUGCUAAAGCAGGCAACCUCAACUAUGCUCUGUUUUCCCUACAAACUGAAGACCCGCCCGAGUUCUGCACAGUCGUCGACGCUGACUCCAUCUUAAUGCCGGAGUUUCUGCGCGCAACGCUGCCCCAUCUACUUGAAGACCCGGAGGCAGCAUUGCUGACCACGCGACAAUAUUUCUAUAACCUACCCCGUGGCGAUCCCCUCUCCCAGUCACGGGCUUACUUCUACACCUGUGAGAAUACGGAACUCGAUCUUCUCGGCCAUGCACUAGACGCUGGAUCAGGCGCAGUCUUCCGUCGCAACGCGAUUCUUGACGCGGGCGGAUACCCGACCUAUUCUUUCUCGGAGGAUUGGCAGCUUUCGUUGAUCUUACGAGGGCUGGGGAAGCGCACCACGCAGGUACAAGAGGUUUUGCAAUUCGGCCUCGUUCCUACCUCUCUUGCUGGGCAUCUCAAACAGCGGAAUCGAUGGCACAUUGGGCACUCUCAGCAGAUUUCUCUAUUGUUCCCUUCUGUCAGCAAGGAGAUCCCUGAGAAUCUGCGUUGGGAUAUUGCCCUUGGAGGACUGUCUAUUAUGGCAGGUCUUGUGGCCUAUUCAGUUGGGUUUGUCGCUCUGCCUUUUCUUCUUGUGUCUGAUGGUGGAUUUAUUUCUGCUGGAUCGGCGUUUGAGGUCAAGAUCCAGCUUAUUCUGGCCAUUGCUCAUGUUGCGUCUGCAUGGGCAUAUGAUUGGGCUCGAAGUGCACACGCGGGUGUUCCAUUUGCGCCAUUCGCACACGCAGAAAAUAGUUGGCUUGCUGCUGCCCAUUUAUACGCUAUUACACGCUUCCAUUUACUUGGAAGCAAGCCAAAGGGAUCUUUUGUUACCGGAAGCACUGCCAAUUCGAGUGAAAAUGCUACAUCUAUUUCGUCAUUUCAAAAAGCAUACACAGAUACUCUUCAAAGCGGUACCUUGUUGAACAUUUGUCUUUUUAUUGCGACUGCGGGAGCUAUGCUCUUUGCUGUCUGGGUGGCUAUCUCCGGAAAUGGACCGACAAUUCCCAAACUGCUCACUACAAUCGCUUGGCCGCCGUUGCUGCACUUGUGCUUUUUGGCCAUUGUCAACAAUUGGGUACCUAUUGCUCAUCUUUUCAAUUCCCCGAUAUAUCACCCCAGAAACACUAGAUUACUCACCACCAAGAAGGGAAUAUCGUACCCACGAGCGGAGGUUGAAGAGGAACUUAGCUCUGACAAGUCUUUCCUCGGCCUCUGCUGCUCCUUUGUGGUGCCAAUUGUUCUUUUUGGGGCGCUUAUGGGCGUUGUGAUAUUAUAG
Penicillium crustosum is the source of this 1932-nucleotide messenger RNA. RefSeq names its product glycosyltransferase family 2 protein. The transcript is spliced from 3 exons. The annotation marks the transcript as partial. The record is from RefSeq and is a predicted model, not a curated record. NCBI's taxonomy places the organism in Eukaryota, Fungi, Ascomycota, Eurotiomycetes, Eurotiales, Aspergillaceae.